Glycine soja is the source of this 946-nucleotide messenger RNA. Its product is annotated as general transcription and DNA repair factor IIH helicase subunit XPB1-like. Gene Ontology annotation, cellular component: transcription factor TFIIH holo complex; transcription preinitiation complex; nucleotide-excision repair factor 3 complex. Gene Ontology annotation, molecular function: 3'-5' DNA helicase activity. The transcript has 4 exons. Bases 174 to 512 code for a protein of 112 amino acids. Lineage: Eukaryota; Viridiplantae; Streptophyta; Magnoliopsida; Fabales; Fabaceae. The record is from RefSeq and is a predicted model, not a curated record. Gene Ontology annotation, biological process: transcription initiation at RNA polymerase II promoter; nucleotide-excision repair.
AAUUUUGUUUGGGAAAAUUAUUCGGUGAAAGUGGUUUUGAAUUUUUAUUUAUUAUUUGUGGAUUAAAAUUUUUUUUAUUAAAAAUUUUAAUUAGUCAAAAUUUGUUCCUAGUUUACUUGCUUGAAUUCAUUCAUCUUAAUUGAUUAUCUAUACAUCUGCAGGCACUUUACGUGAUGAAUCCUAAUAAGUUUAGAGCAUGUGAGUUUCUCAUAAAUUUCCGUGAAAGGACAUGUGAUAAAAUUAUAGUAUUUGCUUAUAAUCUGUUUGCUCUCACUGAGUAUGCUAUGAAACUCCGUAAACCAAUGAUAUAUGUUGUUACAAGUCAUGUUGAGAGGACAAAAAUUUUGCAAGCAUUCAAACCUAGCAAAGAUAUAAAUACUAUUUUUCUUUCCAAGGGAAAGCUUGAGGAUAGGAUGGCAGGGGCAAGGAGGAGUAUAAUGCAUUUUUUUAUUCCCUUGUUUCAAUUGAUACCCAGGAGAUGUAUUACUCAACUAAGAGACAACAAUUUUUAAUUGAUCAGGGUUACAACUUUAAGGUUAGGUUCACUCCAUGUUGCAUUUCUAGUUAUUUUUCCUAGAGCACACAUGGGUUUGUACAUUUGCUCUACUUUGUUUGAAGUUUUCGAUUUACUUGGAAUAAGUGGGAACGAGCUGAAUUUCCUUGUGAUAAUGCAUCUGUUCUUUUUUAGUGAAACAAUUUCAACCAGUUGCUGCUUUGCUAUGAUGUUCUUUAGCUACUUAAACAUUAUGUCCUUUAAAUAUACUGUAGAGCAAGUUGUUAGUGUUAAAAGCACUUAUGGAUGAUUCUAAUUAAGUUUUCCAGUGGUGUAUGUUAUGUUUGCUAUAACCUUGGUUAUUUGUUUGUUCACGCGAAGUACUCAAGAAGGACAUUAUAAAUGGUGAGAAGGAAGGAAAAGAAAGAAACUAGCUAAUAUAUUUGGACUCAA